GGUCACUGCAAUUAGCGUGUUACUGCUUUUCUCAGUUUUGCUUUGUGCAGUUUUUCCGCUCCCGGUUUCUCCAAUUCCUAUUCCCAAUGGAAAGAGGUGGUUACAGAGGCAGAGGCCGUUACAGUCACGGUAACCGUGACGGUAAUGGAGGCCGUAAUGGAGGUCGUCGCGGUCGUGGUUACAGUGAAUUUGACGCCGUAAGAGGAGGGUUUCCCCAAUCCGGUGGCCGCGGUGGUAGAGGUUUUCCUCCGCCGCAACGCCAACCGCAACCGCAACCGCAACCGAAGCAGCAGUGGCAACCAGCGUCAAAUCCCUCUUCUUCUGGUGGACCUUCAAAACCUAGCCAUGGCCAUUCUCUUGCUCAAACUCAUUCAGAUAGUGGACCUCUGAAGAAAUCAAAUCAAACAACAGUAGGUAAUAUCUCACCUGUGCACAGGCCUGACAAGGGUGGAACGAUGGCGGUUCGAAAAUGCAACCUCCGUGUGAACCACUUCGCUGUUAAGUUCAAUCCACAGAGCGUAAUAAUGCACUAUCAUGUGGAUGUGAAGGUCAAUGCUCCUCCUAAGAACAAUCGCACUCAGAAGAUUUCCAAGUCGGAUUUGUCGUUGAUUCGGAAGAAGCUGUUUGAGGAUCCCUCGCUUCCGUCACAGAAGACGUCCUACGACGGUGAGAAGAGCAUCUUCAGCGCGGUGCCGUUGCCGGAAGAAACCUUUGCCGUGGACCUAGAGGACGAGAGGAGUGUUUCGUAUUUGGUCACUCUGACGCUGGUCAACAGGCUUGAGCUUCGGAAGUUGAGGGAUUACCUUAGUGGAAGUGUGCUUUCGAUUCCUAGAGAUAUUUUGCAGGGUUUGGAUUUGGUGGUGAAGGAGAAUCCCACGAAUCAGUGUACUCCCGUGGGGCGCUGCUUCUUUCCCAUAGACCCUCCCUUGAGGAAGAAGGAUCUCGGACGAGGGAUAGUUGCAAUAGGAGGCUUUCAACAGAGUCUUAAACCCACUUCUCAGGGCUUGUCCCUGUGCAUUGACUAUUCCGUUUUGUCAUUUCGGGAGAAAAUGUCGGUGUUGGAUUUUCUACAUUAUCAAAUUCAAGACUUUGAUUUGAAUGAUUUUGGGCGAUUCAAGAGACAGGUUGAGCAUGUACUUGUUGGGUUGAAAGUUAAUGUUACCCACCGGAGGACGAAGCAAAAGUACACUAUUGCCAAGUUGACACCCAAAACUACAAGGUACACCACAUUUCCUAUUUAUGACUCUGAGGGCCGAAGAACAAGUGAAGCUGGUCUUCUUAAUUACUUCCAGGAGAGAUAUCAUGUGGACAUUCAAUUAAAGGACAUUCCUGCCUUGGAUUUUGGGGGCAACAAGACUAAUUAUGUUCCUAUGGAGUUGUGUGUCUUGGUUCAGGGUCAAAGAUAUCCCAAAGAGAAUUUGGACAGAUAUGCUGCCAAGGAUUUGAAAGACAUGUCAGUGGUUUCCCCAAGAGAGAGGCGAGAUACAAUCCAGACUAUGGUGGAGUCAAAUGAAGGACCAUGCGGAGGUAAUAUUAUUCAAAAUUUUGGAAUGAGUGUCAACACUUCAAUGACGAACGUGACAGGACGUGUAAUUCAGCCCCCACAAUUGAAGUUAAGUACUCCAAAUGGUGAGAUUGUUAGUAUGACGCUGGAAGUUGACAAAUGUCAGUGGAAUCUAGUGGGAAGGUCAAUGGUGGAAGGAAAGCCAGUUACUCACUGGGGCAUUCUUGAUUUUACCAGCAAGGAGUCUGGUCGGUACAGAUUAAAACACAUACAAAUUGUUAACAAGCUUAUUGAAAAAUACAGUAAAUUGGGCAUUGUCAUGAAGGAGCCAGUUGUGCGUAAACAAGCUAGUAUGUGGAAUCUUGAUGAUUAUCGUCAGCUGUAUAGUUUACUGGAAAAUAUUGAUGAUAAUCAAAAAAAAGAUUGCCAACGGCUCCAGUUUCUUCUUUGUGUGAUGUCCAGCAAACAUCAGGGUUACAAGUGCCUCAAAUGGAUUGCUGAGACCAAGAUUGGCAUAGUGACACAAUGCUGCUUGUCUGUUAAUGCUAAUGAAGGGAAGGACCAAUAUUUUACAAAUCUUGCCCUCAAAAUUAAUGCCAAAAUUGGAGGAAGUAAUGUAGAGCUCAUCAACAGGCUCCCACACUUUGAAGGUGAAGGGCAUGUUAUGUUCAUAGGAGCUGAUGUCAAUCAUCCAGCUUCCCGCGACACCAACAGUCCAUCAAUUGCUGCAGUGGUUGCCACUGUCAACUGGCCUGCUGCGAAUCGUUAUGCAGCUCGUGUUUGUGCUCAAGGUCAUCGGGUUGAGAAAAUUUUGAAUUUUGGGAGAAUUUGCCAUGAACUUGUUUCAUAUUAUGAUAGGCUGAACAAAGUCAGACCUGAAAAAAUUGUUAUCUUUCGUGAUGGCGUUAGUGAAAGCCAAUUUCACAUGGUCCUCACGGAGGAGUUGCAAGAUUUGAAAGCAGUGUUUGGUGAGGCAAAUUAUUUCCCAAGUAUCACUCUUAUUGUCGCUCAAAAGCGACAUCAAACUCGAUUUUUUCCCAUGAAUCCGAGGGACGGGAUUCCUAAUGGCAAUGUGUUCCCUGGAACAGUUGUGGACACAAAAGUGGUACACCCUUUCGAAUUUGACUUUUACCUUUGUAGUCACUAUGGAAGCCUGGGUACAAGCAAGCCAACGCACUAUCAUGUCUUGUGGGACGAGCAAAACUUCACCUCUGAUGCGUUGCAGAAACUCAUAUAUGACAUGUGCUUUACCUUCGCUAGGUGCACUAAGCCUGUAUCUUUAGUCCCACCAGUGUACUACGCUGAUCUUACUGCAUAUAGGGGACGGUUAUACUAUGAAGCAAUGAAUCAAAUGCAAUCUCCUGGUUCAGCUGUAUCUUCAUCAUCGGCGGCUACUUGUACGUCAGUUUCUUCAGCAGGCUCAAGCUUAAAUGAUCCGGGAUUUUCCAAGUUGCAUGCUGAUGUGGAAAACAUAAUGUUCUUCAUUUGAAGGGCUUACAUAUGCUCUCUCUCUCUCCUGGCAGAACAACUUGUUUUACACCUCUUCUCUGCUCUUUUUUGCAUUGGGGCAAACUACUUUUCCAGUUUGAACAUAGAUAAGUAGUUUGUGCGUGAAUCUAAUGUUUCAAUUGUCUUGGCCUUUAUUAUAGUUGUGAUAGAGUCGGGUCUUGUUCAUCAUGUUGUAGUUGGUUUUGGGUCUGUGGCAUCUACAUGCACCUUGUAGCUGGUUUCAUGUGUCAUUUGUGAGGGGGCGUUUUCUCUACUGUUUUACUUACAUUUUGAUAUCUAUAAACUGUUGAUGUUAUCUUAUAGGUCAAUUGUUUCGUCCUUUGUUAUAGUCGCAAUGGAGUCUGAUAUUAUUUAACUUGUUGUUUAGUUGGUUUUGGGUUUGUGCUUGCCUCUAGAUGCACCUUGGGUGUUCUUUGUAUCAGGUUUCAUGUGUU
This is a messenger RNA of Cajanus cajan (pigeon pea), 3447 nucleotides long. RefSeq names its product protein argonaute 2. Gene Ontology annotation, molecular function: protein binding; RNA binding. The record is from RefSeq and is a predicted model, not a curated record. NCBI's taxonomy places the organism in Eukaryota, Viridiplantae, Streptophyta, Magnoliopsida, Fabales, Fabaceae.